Messenger RNA from Pistacia vera, 1651 nucleotides. RefSeq names its product cytochrome P450 94A1-like. Gene Ontology annotation, molecular function: monooxygenase activity; heme binding; oxidoreductase activity, acting on paired donors, with incorporation or reduction of molecular oxygen. The transcript has a single exon. Lineage: Eukaryota; Viridiplantae; Streptophyta; Magnoliopsida; Sapindales; Anacardiaceae. The record is from RefSeq and is a predicted model, not a curated record. Bases 1 to 1509 code for a protein of 502 amino acids.
AUGGAACUCUUUCUCUUCAAGUUUUCUACUUUCUUUCGUUCUCUCUCCCUUACUUCUACUUUUACACUUCGAACAAAAAACCCGUUUAAAAAAGGCUUCAAAAAUUACGCUAUUGUAGGAGUUUACCAGAUUUCAUCAAAAACUGAAAACGAUUCCUUGACUGGACAACCGAAAUUUAAAGAUUCUCCCAACAACACUUCUACCUUGUUCCGUCCUGGCAAAGUCCGUGGCGUUGUCACGGCGAACCCAUUGAACGUCGAGCAUAUUCUCAAGACCAACUUUGAGAACUACCCAAAAGGCUAUCGGUUCAUCCGGCUUCUUGAAGAUUUUCUCGGCCGAGGAAUCUUUAACUCCGAUGGAGAGUUAUGGAAAGUCCAGAGGAAAACUUCUAGCUAUGAGUUCAACACAAAAUCGCUUCGAAAUUUCGUUAUGGAGAAUGUCAGUACUGAGAUAUUGUCAAGGUUAGUUCCCAUUUUAAACAAAGCCUCGAAAACAGAACUAGUGUUGGAUUUACAAGAUAUUUUAGAGCGUUUUGCGUUUGAUAACAUAUGUAAGGUGGCUUUUAACGUUGAUCCCGGUUGUCUUGGUGGAGAUGGAACUGCUCGUUCCGAGUUUAUGCGUGCGUUUGAAGAUGCAGCAACUCUUAGUGCUAGCAGAUUCUUGUCUGUAUUCGCAUUCAUAUGGAGAAUCAAGAGGUUAUUUAACAUAGGAUCAGAACGUGUACUGAGAAAAUCAAUUUCAGAAGUUCAUGAAUUCGCUAACGAUAUUAUUCGUUCAAGAACGGAAGCAAAAGCCAAAAAUAUGGAUGAAGAUUUACUAUCACGAUUUAUCGGAAGUGAUAAUCAUUACUCCCCGGAAUUUCUCCGAGAUAUAGUCAUAAGCUUCAUUCUUGCAGGACGAGACACGACAUCUUCCGCUUUAAGUUCCUUCUUCUGGGUAUUAUCUACCCGUCCAGACGUUCAACAAAAGAUAUUGAAGGAGCUUGAGUCAAUUCGGAGCCGAAACGGAAAAAGUAUCGGAAAUGUUUACAGUUACGAUGAAUUACGAGAGAUGCAUUAUUUGCAUGCAACGAUAUCUGAAGCAAUGAGAUUGUACCCGCCAGUACCCAUCGAUACAAAAGCUUGCAUCAAGGACGAUAUGUUGCCGGACGGCACAUUUGUCGGCAAAGGAUGGUUUGUAACGUAUCAUGCAUAUACGAUGGGGCGAAUGGAGAGCAUAUGGGGCGAGAAUUGCCAUGAAUAUCUACCCGAAAGGUGGCUGGAAAAUGGAAUUUAUCGGCCGGAAAAUAUGUUUAAGUUCCCGGUAUUUCAUGCUGGGCCGAGAAUGUGUCUGGGGAAAGAAAUGGCAUAUAUUCAGAUGAAAUCAAUUGCAGCGUCUGUGAUAGAGAGGUUUGUGAUUGACGUACAGGGUAAGGGGAAGUGUCCUGGACACGUGUUAUCGUUGACUCUGAGAAUGAAAAAUGGGUUACAUGUCAGAGUGAAAGAAAGAUGUGUAGACAUAAUCAACUGAGCUAAUGAAUCAGUAAUUAAGUUCAUAUGCUUCUGUGUAAUAAAAUAUAUUUGUUUGAUAAUGUAUGUGAUUGCGAAACGCGGGCACCGAUUUUGCCAACCACCGUCCUUGUCAGCAACUUUGCUUAAAAUUCCUCUCCACA